Molecule: messenger RNA, 1037 nt
Organism: Papaver somniferum (opium poppy)
Lineage: Eukaryota; Viridiplantae; Streptophyta; Magnoliopsida; Ranunculales; Papaveraceae
Exons: 2
Coding region: 1-759 (252 amino acids)
Source: RefSeq, a predicted model, not a curated record
AUGUGGAAUAAUAUUACUGGGAUAUCCAACAGUGAUGAUGAUUCAUGGGAAGUUCGGGCAUUUGCAGAAGAUACUAAUAUGGGCACAACGUGGCCUCCUCGGUCUUACACUUGUACGUUUUGCCGUCGUGAAUUUAGGUCGGCCCAAGCACUCGGAGGUCAUAUGAACGUACACCGUCGUGACCGUGCAAGACUUAGGCAAUCUCCGCCGCGAACUAUCUCACCAUCUUAUCCAUGUUCAGUUACUACUACAUCAGCAGCAGCAGUAUCAACUCUUAUAUUUCCAACUGAAACAUUUCUCGCCGCUGCCAACAACGGUGGUUUGUGUGUUUUCUAUCCUUUAUCAUUAGCAAGUAAUGAUAAUAAUAUUAGUCAUAGCAGUACUACUGCUGUUGAUAUAUUUAAAGCAACAUUCGUUAAUGGAUGUAGUAGUAGUACUGCUGAGAUUUCUCCUUCUCCUUUACUAUCAGUGUCAAAUUAUCCUACACAAGAUACUUUUAUAUCACCGACAACAUCAGCAACUUCGUCUAUUUGUCCACCCACAAUUAGUUUUCCUAGGGUUACAGACCAAAUUGGAGAGUCUUUGACAUUGAUUAACAGUCAUGAAAAUGAAGAUGGUGACAACAAUGACGACUACAAGAAUAAGAACUCCAAAUAUCAUCAGAUAAAGUGCAACCACAACAAUGAUAACAUGGAAUUUGUUGAAGAAUUGGAUCUAGAACUUCGACUUGGAUCGUCGAGGUGUAAUAUUCGGCAUUAAAAUGGAAAUCUGGAAAGGAAGAAGCCAUGGCUGCAAAAGGAAAGAGAAAAAGGAAGCUAGGUCCUAGCUAGGUGUUAGAUCUAGAGUACUGUGGUUAACAAUUAGGUUUGAUCAGAAACCAACAGCUGGGUUUGCAGUGCAGUGUCAUUUUCUAUUAUUCACACUUCUCUGAUGAUGGAUAUUGCAACAUUUAAAGCCGAAUGAUAGGUAAUUACUCCGUAUGUAUCCAGAUGCCCUACAACAUAUGACCGAUCAGCAGUUCAUGUUCAUUCAGUGGU